AUGCAUCCCCCAACUCUAGAGGAAUUACUUCAUGAUAAUUUAAUUGAUGUUGAUCAAUUUAAAGCAAAUCCAUCAUCAGUUAAAACUCUUGAGUGUUUUCACUAUGAUCUCCCCGUUCAUCCCGAUUUUUCACCAUUUACUGGUCUAAUUGAGCUUCGUGUGAUUGAGCAAGAUGUUGUUGACCUCGAAUGGCUUAAAGAUUGCAAGAAUCUACAGACAUUAAUAGUCUAUCACACUACUUUGAAGGAUAUUUCCGGAAUUCAAUACUCAGUUUAUAUAAAACAGUUGAUAUUAGAAGGUAAUAAGAUCACAGAUUUCCCAGACAUAUCAAAACUAACCGAUAUUGUUGAAUUAAGUGUUGCAGAAAACCCAAUAAAAGAAAUAAAAGAAUUUCCUAAGAACGAUUCCUUACAAAUUCUCAAUCUUUCGAGUACAGGCAUUUCGUACCUAUCGGAUUCAAUUGCAAAUUUACCAAAUAUUCGAAAAUUACAGCUUGCGAAUAAUAAUUUACAUGAUUAUUCAUUAUUCAAGACUCUUUCACAACUACCGAAGCUACAGGAGCUAUAUCUCUAUGAUCCAAUCUACGACGAGAAUCCAAUUUGUUCAUUUCCAAAUUAUGACGUUCUUCCUGUUGCUCUUCUUCCAAAUUUAACAAUUUUAGAUACAUAUAAGAUCAACGAUAAAAUGAGAGAAAAAUCUCAAAGCAGAAGAAAGAAUGCAGAAUUAUAUUAUUUAUUUGAAGCUUCUUCCAACAUGUCAUUGGUUUACGAUGAACUAGAAGAGUUCCACAGCAAGGCUAAUGAGUAUUUAUCCUCUAUCACUUACGAAAAUCCAAUAGACAGAGAAUUAUUUUCAGAAAUUUACAACAUCAUUAAACAUUUUGAUGAAAUUGGCAUUUCACUUCAAGAAUUCUACAGACAGGCAUCAACCACGACCUUUCUAAGUGGCGGAUGUACUACAAUUGAGCAAAUAGACACAGAAGACGAGAAAUCUCGAGAUUUAGAGGACACAAUCUUAAGCAAAUGUACGACCAAAGACAACUUUACACUCUACGGUGUCUGGAAAGUCACUCAUACAGCUUCUUUGUCCGAAAUUGAAAAAGAUGAACUUGUCGAACCCUCCAAAUUCGAAAUUGUUACACCGGAAUCGCUGAAUGAGUCCAUUAAAUGGCUUUCCGACUGGAAUCACAUUCAAAAUUCGUUGGAAGUCACUUCAAAUUUGACAAUUAACAAACAAUCAACGGUUAUCUUCUGCCAUCCACGCCAGAAGAGCCAAACCCUUGUUCCUCAGUAUAUAGCGUUCUUCUGCGAAUCGUUUGAAUACGCAGCAAGAGAAAUUGAAAGAAUUUGUUCUCAAAUCAAAGAAAACCAUAUUCCUAUGGAGCCAAUAAUUAACGAUGAGUCGCUUAUGCUUGUUUCCAAACCAUUUGAACUGAAAGAAACCCUUACUUCCGUUACAUUAACAAAUUGUGGAAUUGAAUCGUUAUCUGUGUUUUCCGGACUUCAGAACCUUAAGUAUCUUUCAAUUCCAUUCAAUAAAAUCACAACUGUAAGGGAUUUACCCGAAAUUCCUCAGUUAGAAGUUUUGGAUGUCUCAUUUAACAGAAUUUCAACGAUACCCGACCUUUUCCCUGACAGUGACGCAGCCUCUGAUGUCGUAAAACUCUUUAUCUUCUUCGGAAACCCGAUUUGCACACCUAGAACAAUUUCAUUAUCGAUGCAGUUCUUCAGGAACUCAUCGCCAGUCAUAUCAGAGCCCAAGAUACCACUGUAUGUACCUAUAGAAGCACCUAGCGAUGUGUUUUUGACCUCUGUUUUCCCUUCUGGAAUACAAUUGGAACAAAUCUCGAGUUUGGACUUCAGAAACCAAUGCCUGGUUACACUGGCGCCACUUUCUGAACUCCCUGCUCUCAAGAUUUUGUACGCUUCCGAUAAUAUGUUGACAAAUAUUGAUUUUUCAUCGAAAACUCUUACUUUCGGGGACUUUUCUCUCAAUUCUAUCAAAAACUUCCCUACAGAAGAGAAUUUCCCAGCUCUGGAGACUCUUCUUUUGAAUGGUAACUCAAUUACGAAAUUAUCUCGUAUCGAAAACCUUUUGGCGCUAUUCAUAUCCGAUAACAAUGUUGAAGAAUUGAUAUCAGACGAGUUAUUCCCUAAUUUGGUCUCUCUUUGCUGUAAUGGAAACCCAUUAUUGAAAAAUUACAACGAAAACAGAAUCAUUUUCUCAUUGCCAAAGCUGAAGAUGCUCAAUGGUACAAGAAUAACUCCUGCACUCGCAACAAAAGCUAAGAAUAUGUACACAGGAGUCUUAUUCGCUGAAUCGAACACUUCCCUAUUCAAAACAGGUUCCACGACGAUUAUUUUAUCAGAAAAAGGUUUGAAAGAUGUAAACUCUCUAAAAAGUGACACCCUGAUUGACCUAGAUCUCAGCAAAAACAACAUUUCUACGAUCACCUGGGAGAGCACGAGUCUUCCUCGCUUGCAGAAACUCAAUCUCUCCAAUAAUGCUAUGUUGUUAUUCGAUUUCGUUCAAUUCCUUCCAAGAUUGAGGUACAUUGACCUUUCUUUCAACAAGAUAACCGAUGAUAUAUUCUCCUGUUUGCAGAAUACGCCAUUCCAGAGCUUACAAACCCUUAUUGUCGCUAAUAAUUCCAUAAAAUCUGUCGAUUCUUUCUCCCAGAAGCAUUUUCCGAACUUAGAAACACUUAGUUUGUCUCAUAAUUACAUCAAUAAGAUUGGUGCCGGUGCUUUUGCCCAUCCAAAACUAACAACUAUUGAUUUAUCUUAUAAUUCCUUGAAGAAACUGGAUAAUAUUGCUUCACCACAGAUCCUUGCACUCGAUGUAUCUCAUAAUAGAAUUCCUACUGUCGAAGAAGUUGAAAAACUCAGAAUUUGCUCGCAAUUAGUUCAAUUCGCCUUCAACGACAACAAUUUGACCCAAAGAAUAUCUCCUCGUAUCAGAAUACUUUCUAUACUGAGAUCCGUCAAGGAAUUGGACGGAAAACAAGUCACAGAAUCAGAUUUGAACCAAGUCAGAAUAAUUAUCGAACAAAUGACUGGCGGACCCAUCAUUUCUGCUCGUUCUCCGAAAGCAGCCGCUGCACCAGUACAAACGCAGGCUCUUCCUCCUUUGCAGGGCGGAAUGAAGAAGAAAACUCUCAGAUAUCCAAGACAGUAA
Trichomonas vaginalis G3 is the source of this 3177-nucleotide messenger RNA. RefSeq lists its product as uncharacterized. Bases 1 to 3177 code for a protein of 1058 amino acids. The record is from RefSeq and is a predicted model, not a curated record. Lineage: Eukaryota; Parabasalia; Trichomonadida; Trichomonadidae. The transcript has a single exon. Gene Ontology annotation, molecular function: protein binding.